AAAAUCAAAUUACCUCUCUAUAUAAGUUAACACCUACAUAUAUUUUUCAAACCCCUAUAUGCUAUAACCCUUUCUUUCUCCCUACAUUACCAUCAACAAGUUCCUCAAGAAAAGAAGAGAUCAAGCUAUCUAGAGAAAUUUUAUCAGCCAAAAACAAUAUAAUGGCCUCUAAUGGUGGUUCAAACGCCAUUGAAGCUAAUUCUUUGGCGACGAAAACGGCGUACAAAAACUUCUUUGUAAGCCAAGUGAUACUUAGGAGCGUUGCAUUCAUGUCAACAAUAGCUUCCAUUUGUGUAAUGGUGAAUAGUCGUCAAUCUACUGAGGUUUUUGGUAUUGUGUUACAAGCCAAGUAUAACUAUUCUUCAGCAUUCAGGUUCCUACUUGGUACAAAUAUAGCCAUAUGUGCGUUUUCAGUGUUUUCAUUAAUCACCACAUGUGCUUUCUAUAGGCCAAAAUCCAAUUGCAAAAGCUACUUUUCUGUUUUCCUUCAAGAUCUGAUUGCAAUGGUAUUGAUGAUGGCUGGUUGUGCUGCGGCGACUGCUAUAGGAUAUGUAGGAAAAUUUGGGCAAAACCAAACAGGGUGGACAAAGAUAUGUGAUAAUGUCAAUAAAUUCUGUAAUUAUAUAACCAUUUCUAUUGCGUUUUCAUACUUGGCUUUCUUUUGUCUCUUUGCUCUCACUAUCAUGGCUUUUAAACGAGCUCAACAAGCUAAAUGAUGCCAAAUAGCUUGGGAUUGACGAUAAUGAGAGUUUUAUUUUCCUAUUUAUUGUACUUUAGAUUUAUUAUGUGCCCUUUCAAAUUAGAUUUGUGAAUUCUUUUACUUGAAUCAUAUAGGAAACCAAGUGUAAAUUCAUUGAUUAUCGGUAUUAUUGCCUUACAAUUGAUUUACUUUUA
Messenger RNA from Beta vulgaris subsp. vulgaris (sugar beet), 894 nucleotides. RefSeq names its product CASP-like protein 1F2. Lineage: Eukaryota; Viridiplantae; Streptophyta; Magnoliopsida; Caryophyllales; Amaranthaceae. The coding region runs from base 162 to 716 and encodes 184 amino acids. The transcript has 3 exons. The record is from RefSeq and is a predicted model, not a curated record.